UUACAAUGGAGGAGCUCCGCAUGUUAUACCCAGAAGCCUUGUCGAACAUGUCUGUUUCAAAAAUGAAAGCAACUACUAUAGAUAAGAAAGUGGCACUUUUCUUUGAGGCAUUGAAAUGUAUCAGAGACUCGACGAGCAUGAGUCAGAAGUGGAUGGCAAUAUACGGAUAUGAUAAGAUCGGUAAAAUGGACAGCACUGCCAAGGAGCAACUUGUUGAUGCAGUCUUUGCAACACUCGAUUGUGUGAUUAAGGCAGUCGUGGAAAUGUUUAAUAUACCGCAAGGGAAAGCCUUGAACAAAGAUUUGCACCAAGAAAAAAAGGUGCCCGGCCCCCCUAUGCCACCUCCCCCUGGUGCUAAAAUCCUAACUCAAAGAAAAAGCAAUGGUAAAUUAAAGAAAUCCGUCCAGAUGCUGAACCUGUUUCGAAAGCUAAAAGACAAGAUGGAAGGAGCUAACCUGCCUGUUCAAUCGUCUAUUACUAGAAACGUGCAGCUAGGGGGCUCUAGUGGUGGAAAGGAAGGAUUGGCUGCUUCACUAGCAGAAUUGACAAAGAGAUCGCCUUACUUUCAACAACUUGAAGAAGACGCUCAGAAGUAUGAAAAACCAAUCCUAGAUCUAAAAAUAGCCAUUGAUUCCUUUCAAACAAACAACAUGAGAAAGCUGCUCGAUUUUCGAAACUACUUUGAAUCCGUCCUUGAAGUCCUAACUGAUGAAUCACAGGUGCUAGCAAAAUUUGAAGGUUUUCCCACAAAGAAACUGGAAACAUUAAGGACAGCAGCUUCACUGUAUUCAAAAUUAGACAGUAUAGCCACCACCUUGAGAACUUGGGAAAUGAUAACACCGCUGUCAAAGCACAUAGACAAGGUUGACUGCUACUUCAGUAAGGUCAAACUGCAACUAGAUACAGUUGAAAGAAAUAAGGAUGAGGAAACAAAAAAGUUUAAGAGCUGUGGUAUUGAUUUUGACUUCCUUAUUAUUACAAGGGUAAAAGAAGCAAUGGUGGAUGUUUCCUCUGGUUGCAUAGAGCUCGCACUAAAGCUUUUCUUUCAGGAGAGGAAACAAGAAAACAGAGCAAAAGGGGCCGGAGAAUUUUAUAAAGUCAAUCAACAAAUCAGAGGAAGUGCUAAAAUGCUCUGGAGAGUGUUUCAGUUGGCAUUCAGGGUCUAUAGCUUUGCUGGUGGACAUGAUGACUGUGCUGACAAGUUAUCCAAAGAAUUGGCUGAUGAAAUAUUAAGAAACCAGUAACUAUAAAUCAUAAGAAAAAACAAUACAGAAUAUCAAGAAACUUACUGUUUAAGUAUAUUAGAAAUGUGAAUAUAUUAGCAUCAAUCAGUCUACUAAAUAGAAGUUACAUUAUAGCCUAAUUGAUUAUGUUUGUUGAGUUCGAUUAUUUCCUAGAAUAAGAUUUACAUUCUAGAACAGCUAUUAUAUACUUGUAUAAAAUACCGAUGUAUUUGUUGAACAUAAUACAGAACAAACUAGUCUCAA
Molecule: messenger RNA, 1487 nt
Organism: Mercurialis annua (annual mercury)
Lineage: Eukaryota; Viridiplantae; Streptophyta; Magnoliopsida; Malpighiales; Euphorbiaceae
Exons: 7
Coding region: 6-1244 (412 amino acids)
Biological process (GO): chloroplast organization
Cellular component (GO): chloroplast outer membrane
Source: RefSeq, a predicted model, not a curated record